Molecule: messenger RNA, 2782 nt
Organism: Lagopus muta (rock ptarmigan)
Lineage: Eukaryota; Metazoa; Chordata; Aves; Galliformes; Phasianidae
Gene: REG4
Product: regenerating family member 4
Exons: 6
Coding region: 1773-2330 (185 amino acids)
Source: RefSeq, a predicted model, not a curated record
CCUGAUGAGAGCGGGCUCGUUAGGACCAGGAUGGGAGAAAGCUUUUGGAGGCUGAGUGCUCUUUGCCAUGGCUCAGCAGCAUGCAAACCUCACUGCAUAGCUCCCUUUAGCAGAAGGGACCUGGGGCCCUCUGUGUGCUGAGAAGGGGCUCAGCAGCUGUGUGCGUGCUCUGGAGUGGAUGGGGAGGAGCAUUUUCAGGUCUGGAAAAUUUCAGACUUGAGCAAUUGGGGAACAAAUUGCCGAUGGCUCCAUUCCUGUGUUUUGAGCAGGGAGCUGCCCCUGCGCCUUCAGCUUACUGUGUGCUCCCCUGGCGGGUUUUCAGCUGUGGGCUCUGGUGGAGCUGCUCGCUGAAUUAAGAUGCCCAGGAGGGAUAAUGAAGCUGCUGGGAGGCAUUUUCACUGUUCGGAUAUUAAACUCUCUCGCUCCUUUCUCUUCCAGCAGAGCCAGCUCAACCAGUAGGAGCAUCCAGCAGCUCACCCCCCUCCCACAGGUUGCCCCACAUUUGGGGGCUGAGCCCUGCACAGCUGCAGCAGUUGGGGUGCUCAGGCUGAGACCUGCCUCGUCCCCUGCGUGCAGUGGGGAGCGGCCUUUGGGAACCUGUUCUGCCGCUUCCAAACAGGCCCGAAGGAACCAGCCAGGCAGGCAUCACUGAAUGAAAGGAGAACUGUGGGAGCCUCAGGCUCCUUGGGGGUAUUUUCAUGCUUUUUCAUAAGCGGUGCCCUCUUCCCAGGGCCGCCAGAGCCAGGCCUGCCUGCACACGCCAGGCUGAGCCACCACUGUGCUCUGGGAACCGUGGGAGAGCCCUGCAGUGGGGAGCGUGGCUCCAGCGCGGUGGCACGAAGCUCUGCAGCAAGGGCUGCGACCGGGGGAGCUGAUGGACAUGGACCAGCAGAGCCUGCGUCAGUGCAGGGUGUGGGGACGGCCACCUGCCCGCUAUCUGAUGGCCUCCAGCCGCAGGCUGUCCCUGCAUCCUGCCGGAAAGGUGCCCAGGCAGAUCAAACAAGGGCGGUGCGGGGCUGACGCACUGCAAGCUGGGAGGGGUGCAGGCCUUACUGGCUGCCACCCCAUCCCGUCCCAUCCCGCCCCAUCCCAUCCAUCAUGCUGCCCGCGGGCAGCCUCCCCGAGGCUGGUCCCUGCCACCCCGUGCUAUUCCAGAUGGGCACCCGGCAGGUGCGAGGCUGGGUUUUGCGUGUACGCUGCUCUGUUUGCUCUGGUAAUUAAUGCUAAUUGCAGGGGGUUUAUUGACCAACUAGGAGAGGUCCUUCCUGUCUUUUCUGGAGAAAUGCUGAAUGCAAACAGAGCUGAGAUCUAGGCUGGUUUCCAGCUGGGUCGGGGGAUGUGGGCAGUGAGCCCUAAGAUUUUUAUGGUGGCAAUCAUCUGAGCUGUGCAAACAGUGACUCCAGUGAGCACGGGGCUAUAUAGGGCAGUUCCUCCUGCACCACGGACGCGAGGGGCCGUUAUUCUUCCCAUCUCCGUGUGCCAGGUGAGGAUAGGGCUGCCACCGAGCACAGCCUCGGGGUGUUCAGGGGGAUGAGAGCUGCCUUUAUGGCACAGGGCACGCUGCAGCCUUGUGGUCUUCAGGCCAACUUUUGUUGCUGUCUCUUGGAGGGGAAGAUGAGCUGAGUCUGCAAAUGAUCCCCAGCACUGGCGAUUAGCGCACAUAAAGGGGAGCUGCGCUGAGGCAGCCGAUUGCCUCCCCAGCCUGGCAUGGACGCAAGCAGGAGGAACAGUGAUGCACAGAGUCCUUGUGGCCUGAGCAUCCCUGUCUGCUCAUGUCAUCACUGCUGCUGCCCCGGGCAGGACAAGCCAUGGGUCCCUCGCCCAUGCAGGGGACGCCUGCAGAGGAGAGAAGGAUGAUGGCAGCCAGGUGUGCCCUUCUGCUGCUGUGCUGCAUGGUGCUCCUGCAGGUGGUCGGAGCCCGGUACCUGCUGAGCUGCCCUGAAGGCUGGUCCUACUACAAGCUGAACUGCUUCAGGUAUUUCUCCCAGCACCGCACCUGGGAGGAGGCAGAGGCGCAGUGCCAGAACACCUACUCUGGAGCCCACCUUGCCUGGGUGGAGGAGCCCAAGGAAGCAGCCACGCUGAGCCAGGUCAUCAUGUACUACCAGCGCUCACAGCCUGUCUGGCUGGGCCUCCACUACCUGCGGCAGAGCCGGGACUGGCGCUGGACCCACGGGGAGAAGUACGAUGACCUCCCAACGGUUCCUGGGAAUGGUGCCCAAGGAGGAAGCUGUGCCCUGCUGACCCGGAGCAGCAGUUUCACCGUGUGGUCCAGUGCUGACUGUGACCGACAGCACCACUUCAUCUGCAAGUUCACACCCUCACAAUGAGCACAGCCCCGUGCCCCCAUGCUCUUCUCACCCCACCUCCGCGCUCAUCCCUCUAUCUCUCAAAAUUACAUCUAUAAACAGAGAAGCAUGUGAGCAUGGUGUGCGUCCUGUGCAAAGUCCCCUGCUGUUCUGCCUGCUACUAGUGCAUGUGGAGACCUGUGGGGAAAGGAGGGUGUGGGGACAGGUCCCAGGAGUUGCAGGGCUAGGGCAGGUAUGCAGGGAUGGUGAUGUGUGAUGAGGGGUCCCUGCGUGGAGACCUGGGAGAUGGGAGUGGUUCCCAUGAACCUACAGCUCUGAGGGGCUGUGUUGACAUCAGCAAUGGGGGCCAAAGGUCCCUCGUUGUGUCACUGCAGUGCGGCUCUGUGCAUCACGUGUCUGUUUGCUCUGCUGUUUUGGAGAUGGCUGUGCCUCCACGCAGCUCAUUUUUGUGCCCCGGAGCAGCCAUACAUGGA